This is a messenger RNA of Carassius auratus (goldfish), 819 nucleotides long. Its product is annotated as EF-hand calcium-binding domain-containing protein 6-like. Bases 76 to 819 code for a protein of 247 amino acids. Gene Ontology annotation, cellular component: nucleoplasm. Gene Ontology annotation, molecular function: calcium ion binding. The transcript is spliced from 7 exons. The record is from RefSeq and is a predicted model, not a curated record. Lineage: Eukaryota; Metazoa; Chordata; Actinopteri; Cypriniformes; Cyprinidae.
CGACUGGCUGCAGAGGAGUUGUGUUCAAGUUUUUAACUUGACCAACGACAGUGUAAAUACGAAUUCAACACAAGAAUGCGUCCGAGGUCCGCUGUAGAGAGUUGGGUGUCAUCUUCGGCACAGAUGCCUCAAAUAUCAAGCCAUAUAGAUCUGAGGCCUAUGACACACAGGCUCGCCAUCGUCCCUAGAGCUAAGAGUGCAUCUCGGAUCUCCUCAGGAGAAUUCUCAAGGAGGAACACAAUCAAGUCUGACUCUGCCUCCUCCGUGCAGUCGGUGGCUGAUGAGAAUCUAUCUUUGGUGGACAUUGAGAACCUACUCCUGGAGAGAGUCAAGGACAAAAAAGAGGACUUGAAGGCUGCUUUUGAAGCCUUUGACCAGGAAGGCAACAAAGCUGUCACCAAAGGAGAGUUCAGGCGCGUAAUCGAGGGGUUUCUUGUUCCUCUCACUGAAUCUCAGUUUGAGGGUCUGUUGGCAAAGAUUGACUUAAGAGAAAAUGGAACGAUUUCUUACAUGGAGUUUCUCAGAAGAUACUGCAAAAUGUCAUCAGCAGUAGGAAGAAACAGGAGUGGAAGCCACAGAAACUUGUCCCUUGGAGACCUACAGUGUCGUCUGAAAGAUAAGAUUGGAAGCAAUUUGAAAAGCAUCACCAGGGCUUUUCGGCUGUUUGACUACAACAGCGAUGGGCAGAUACAGCAACAUGAGCUGCGUAAAGUCCUAGAGGGAUACUGCUUUCCCAUGAGUCAGCUGGAAUUCCACAGACUAUGGUCACAUUACAGCGCAAAUAAUUCUGAACACAAUAUCUUACAAGGAGUUUCUUGA